This is a messenger RNA of Saccoglossus kowalevskii, 1083 nucleotides long. Its product is annotated as neurogenic differentiation factor 1-like. Gene Ontology annotation, biological process: sensory organ development; axon development; positive regulation of transcription by RNA polymerase II. The record is from RefSeq and is a predicted model, not a curated record. NCBI's taxonomy places the organism in Eukaryota, Metazoa, Hemichordata, Enteropneusta, Harrimaniidae. Gene Ontology annotation, molecular function: protein dimerization activity; DNA-binding transcription factor activity, RNA polymerase II-specific; E-box binding. Gene Ontology annotation, cellular component: nucleus.
AUGACUAAGAUAAAGGAUCAGAUCAUCGACGUGUACGGAUCGGAUGCGAUCGAGGAGACUUCUGAAGGUGAGGAAAUGCUUACCGAUGACGACUGCGGGGAUCCGUGCGGAGACGGCUCCAAAUCAUCGAAACGCGAUUACACAUUGCGCCGGCGCAGACAGCCAAGAAAACAGAAGCGAGACUCAGGGGAGAAACCGACACCGAAACGUCGCGGUCCUAAGAAGAAAAGAAUGACAAAAGCCAGAUUAUUAAAAUUCAAACAACGACGACUAAAAGCCAAUGCCAGAGAGCGUAACAGGAUGCAUGGAUUGAACGAGGCCCUGGAUAAUUUGAGAGAAGUCGUACCAUGUUAUUCAAAAACACAAAAGUUAUCCAAAAUCGAGACUCUGAGACUGGCCAAAAACUAUAUCGCCGCGUUGUCCAACAUCUUAGAAUCAGAUACGGUGCCAGACACGGUUUCAUUUGCGCAAACACUUUCCAAAGGUCUAUCGCAACCGACAACGAACUUAGUGGCAGGAUGCAUGCAGUUAAACCCAAGAACUUUGCUACCGGAGUCAAGCUCAUGUAAACAGUUCAAUUUCAGUUUCUGGCCGGAGAAGUCUAAUUUCGAACCAGCAGUUUUAGGAACCGUGGACAGUGGCAGCAACGUCAUUCUCAAUUUUUUGGAGGCUAAAAUCAACGGCACCUUUGGUGCCGGCAUGGACAGUGAUGCUGGUAGCGGAACAGCAUACAGUAGUUGCGACAGUACCGUUACUUCACCAACCCCCACCACUUACCAUGGUCGAAUGAGCUAUUUUCCUGCUGUUUCGAAGGAAAACCUGGAAAACGUGCGCAACCCUCAACAAUUGUCGAUGAAUCAUCAAGAUGUUUUUCAAAACAUGGCCGCCCUGAUGGCAUCACCGACAGCCCAUUUCAUCCAAAACAUGGGAUUGAAUCUGAACUCUUUACGAAAGAUAGCCGAAGAUUCUUCGUCGCAUUGCGACAUUUCUUUGGACGAGUUCAUACAUUAUGACAGCCCUUCGUCGUUGGUUGACCAAGGCUAUCUCAUGGAAGGGGCGGCUGACGGAGUUUUUGAUAACUAA